This is a messenger RNA of Cynara cardunculus var. scolymus (artichoke), 2141 nucleotides long. Its product is annotated as cysteine-rich receptor-like protein kinase 2. The transcript has 8 exons. Lineage: Eukaryota; Viridiplantae; Streptophyta; Magnoliopsida; Asterales; Asteraceae. Gene Ontology annotation, molecular function: ATP binding; protein kinase activity. Gene Ontology annotation, biological process: protein phosphorylation. The record is from RefSeq and is a predicted model, not a curated record. Bases 53 to 2005 code for a protein of 650 amino acids.
AAACUAAAUUUUCAGAGUAAAGGAACAAACUGAAAAGCAAAAGAAGACAUAUAUGAAGCAAGUUGAAGACUGGCAGCAGUCGUGGCGGCUGGCCAGCAUGGUGUUGGUGGUGGUGCUCAUGACCAUGGCGGUUCCGGUGACAUCACAGCCAAGUGAUAGAAAUAGCACGCUGAUGAGAUAUUACUGUAGUCAGUAUAAAACGAUGCAUGAGAAGUAUUUCUUGAGCAACCUUAACGCCACCCUCUCUGACCUCCGUCGCCAGAUAUCCAUCAGCAAGUUUUCCGCGGCUCGCACUUUGCUCAAUGGUGAGUCUGUGUGGGGCCUUGCUUGGUGCAGGGCAUAUCUUUCCAUCCCAGAUUGUCUGGAUUGUUUCGACUAUGGUGUUGCUCAGCUAAAAUCAUGUGGGCUUGGCAAUGGUGCUCAUGUUAUUUACAGCGACUGCGAUGUCAGGUACGAGAACAAUAACUUCUACACUGAGGCUAAUAAUCGGGCAGGUGUGGUUGUAUGUGGCAACAUAACAUCAUCUGAGCCAGCAGAGCUCAGAAAAGCGGCAGAAGGGUUGUUAUUAGACCUUCAAAUUGCAAUACCGAGAACACCGAAUUUCUAUGGAGCUUCAACAAGGAAAGUAGCUGCUAGAAAUGCUACCGUCUAUGCCAUUGCUCAAUGUAAUCUAAAAGUAAGCCAGAGCGUUUGUCUAGAAUGCUUACAGUUGAGAUCCACAUCUCUAUAUGAUUGCAUUCCUAAUACUGAUGGGCGGGCAAUGGAUAAUGGAUGCUUUAUGCGGUAUUCCACAACUCCAUUUUUCGGGCAAAACCAGACAACUGAUAUUCAGUCUUUUCUUUGGGAUGAUGAUUCCAGCAAGAAGAGAUCAUAUAUAAUUGGGGGAGUUAUUGGAGGUGUAAGCUUUCUGUUGCUUCUACUUGCAUUUUUCUUAUGGCAUCGCAGAUCAAAGAAGAUGGGUAGAGACCAACAAGAUAGAUCAACAGUAUCAACCCAAUUGCUGCAAGGUCCGGGAACAUAUAGCUACAAUGAUUUAAAAGUAGCCACAAAUAAUUUCAGUGAUGAGUGCAAACUUGGAGGAGGGGUGUUUGGUGAAGUAUAUAAGGGAACUCUCAAGGAUGGGAAUGCGGUUGCGAUUAAAAAAACCUUUAUGGCCUCUAGUGGAGGAAAGAAACACUUCCAUGAUGAACUUAAGAUCAUAAGUAAUGUUCAUCACCGGCAUCUUGUACGUCUUCUAGGAUAUUGUACCAAAGGCACCCACUUAUUUCUUGUCCAUGAGUACAUGGAAAAUGGUAGCCUUGAUCAAUUCUAUGGUGACAGAGCAAGGACUCUAAACUGGAAACAAAGGUUUGAAAUAAUAUUUGGGACAGCAAGGGGCCUUGCAUAUCUACAUGAACAGUACCAUGUUACGAUCAUCCAUAGAGAUAUAAAAACAAGCAACAUUCUACUUGACAGUGAAUUUCAGCCCAAAAUUGCAGAUUUUGGGCUGAUGAGACUACUACCAGAAGAUAAGACUCAUCUCAGCACCGAAUUUGCAGGGACUUUGAAUCAUUACCUAGCACCCGAAUAUGCCAUUCAUGGACAAUUAUCUGAGAAAGUUGAUACAUACAGCUUUGGCAUUGUGGUCCUUGAAAUCCUUAGUGGAAAGAGGUACAAGGAUGCCAUAGAUGAUAAAUCAGCGACACAAAGCCUCCUUGAUCAUGCUUGGAAUCUGUACGAGAAUGGUACACAUUUGAAUCUAAUGGAUGACAAAAUAGAUCCUAGUGAAUAUGCAGAUGAAGAUGCAACAAAAGUCAUAGAGAUAGCAUUGAUAUGCACUCAGUCACCAGUUUCAGCUAGACCUGCAAUGUCUGAAGUGGUUACGCUUUUAAGUGACAAAUCACUUGAUGAAAGACCACCAGUAAGGCCUACCAUUUCGGACGAUGAGGUGAAGAUUCAAGUUGCUAGCAUAGAAUCAUCCGCCUCCAAUGCGACUGCCUCCACCGUUCAACUUUCAGGCCGCUAAAUUUUCAAUUUCUACAAUAUUGUCUAGUUUUAAAUUAUGUGGAUGUAUACAAUAAGAUCAUCACAAAUAAAGUUCAUGCCAUUCCGCUCUAACAAGAUGAAUCUUUCCGGCCGUCAGUGUUAUCUCCUUUCGUCAA